This is a messenger RNA of Ostrea edulis (European flat oyster), 2178 nucleotides long. RefSeq names its product multiple epidermal growth factor-like domains protein 6. Bases 1080 to 1898 code for a protein of 272 amino acids. The transcript is spliced from 8 exons. Gene Ontology annotation, molecular function: scavenger receptor activity. The record is from RefSeq and is a predicted model, not a curated record. NCBI's taxonomy places the organism in Eukaryota, Metazoa, Mollusca, Bivalvia, Ostreida, Ostreidae.
UUCACAAGUACAAUCACAUCAAUUUACCAAUGUGUUCUUUAAGAUUUGCUGACAAUAAGUAUAGUAAGAUACAUGCAUCAGAAAUGUACUGGUAAAGUUAUAACAUUUUCUUUGUUUAUACGCGCAACACUUCGUGUAUACAUUAUCAAAAGAGACGAUAUACAACAUUGCGAAUUUGUUUAUACUCCCAGAACUUCAGAAUUAGUAUGCACAUCUAUAAAACACAGUAACUGUUUGUCUACUUGAAUGUCGACAACUUUGGUUUCAAGUAUCCAUUCAUUAUAAGUCAUAAUUCCAGAAAUAUACCUUAAUUUCUUGAACUUUCUUUGCCUUAUCUGUAAUAAACGCUUCUUUUAUUCAGAUUUCAACCAAACCGGAUAUUUUUAUUCAUGAUACAUUAAUUCUUGUAGUCGAAUCAUGGACAUCUUAUACAUUUUGAACAUAGAAUUAAGACGGCUCCGUUAUAUUUCUAUUAUACUCUAAAUAUAGAGUUUUUGCAUGCAUUUCCUAAUAUGGAUUGAUCAAGUAACUGUCAUGACGCAACAACGCAUUAUGACGUCAUUACCAUACCAAUUUGUUUUGUAAAGUUAGCUAUACUUUGUACCGUAUUUCUAGGUAUUGAUAUACUAUAUAUUCUAUAUCAAUGUUGAUAGAUAUCGAUAAGAUGUUAGAAAAUUUUAAUGCCUUUUUCUUCCGCCCUGAACACAUUUCUGAUGCGAUAAAAUUGGUAUUGUACACUGUAAUCCACUUACAUUAUAAUGAUUCUUGACUAAUGGCAUAUUUAGUUUGUAAUAUUUUUUUUGUCAAUUGUUAGAAACAAUGGAAGUAGAUGUAGUAUUUUGAAACAACUUGUUUUUAAAUAAGUUCAGCCCUAACGGGGAAGUAUGCUGUAGUGGAUAUGUAUGGAAUGAAACACAACAUACCUGUACACGUCUGUAUAUAUUAUCAUCCCAGUAACACAUAAUAGCAUAUUCAUAAUGGAAAUUAUAUUCAAUCAUAUUACUCAUGGAUAACGACGGGAUAGAUGAAGGUAAAUUGUAAUGUAGAUGACCACUUUUGAUCAUUUUUAUAAAUAAGCAAUGUUUUUCUGCUUUUCUGUAGGUUGCAUGGAUGGAUUUUACGGUAGGAACUGUACUUUUCGAUGUUCCUACCCAAGCUUUGGCUUGGAUUGUAAAUUAAAAUGUAUCUGUAGCAGUGAAGAAUGUCACCACGCGUACGGAUGCAGGAGAACUCCGUCAUUGGAUAUAACAGAAGCUGCACCGAAAUCUACCAACAUCCACCAUAUGGACAACAUGUUUACCGAAGAGAAGGGAGAUGUAUAUGAAAGUAAAUCUACAUCUUUCAUUGCUGGUAUCAUCAGUCUUCUGAUCGUUGCGGGGCUGUUACUAGUUGUGUACGCAAUGACGUAUCUACAUAAAGUCAAUUGCAUAGUUCAAGGAGAUACAGCGAAAUGCACGGAUGGCUUUUAUGGUAGGAACUGUACUACACCUUGUCCAAAACCAUACUUUGGCUCAGCUUGUCUACUAAAAUGCAUGUGCAGCAGUGAAAACUGUCACCACGUGUAUGGGUGCAAAAGAAUUCCAUCAGAAUGUGCGACUGGGAAGUAUAGCGAAUAUUGUGAGUUAUCUUGCCGUUACCCAAACUAUGGAAAUAGGUGUCAGUUGGUCUGUCCUUGUGAUGAAGCGUUCUGUGAUCCUUCUAGUGGAUGUGAAGGUUGUGUGGAUGGAUUUAACGGUAGGAACUGUACUUUUCCUUGUCAAUACCCAACAUUCGGCUUGAAGUGUUGUUCAACGUGCAACUGCAGCCGCGAGGACUGUCACCACGUGUACGGAUGUAGUCAAUCAGAGGCUGCACCAAAACCUAUCAACAUCUCACACACGGAUGGAAUACAUACAUAAGAGAAAGAAGAAUCUGCACCGAAACCUACCAAUAUCCCUCUUAUGGAUGAAACAGAAGAGAAAAGAGACGCAACCUACAGCCACUGCUGUCAGAGCGAACGUCCCAGAAGAGAUGUUCUAAUCUACAGUACCAUGGCACUAUGCGUGGUUGCAGUUAUUCAGUUUACAGUUUAUAUUUUGGUGUGCUGGAUUGAAAAUGGUCCCUCGAUUGCAAUAAACUAGUAGCGUCAAUAUCUACAUGUCAUUUAAAAGAAUGAAAAUGAAAUAAAGAAAGUCUACC